This is a messenger RNA of Macrobrachium nipponense, 6361 nucleotides long. Its product is annotated as acetylcholinesterase-like. Gene Ontology annotation, biological process: acetylcholine catabolic process; choline metabolic process. Gene Ontology annotation, molecular function: acetylcholinesterase activity. The record is from RefSeq and is a predicted model, not a curated record. Gene Ontology annotation, cellular component: plasma membrane. NCBI's taxonomy places the organism in Eukaryota, Metazoa, Arthropoda, Malacostraca, Decapoda, Palaemonidae. The transcript has 9 exons. The coding region runs from base 932 to 2860 and encodes 642 amino acids.
UGAUGCCAGUGUGUCAGGCAGUCCAGUGGCGACCGGGGUAGGAGAAGCACGCUGACGUGUCGCUCUCUCCCCCCUCUGCUUGUGCUCUCGGAUACACACCACUCAGAAUUUCCCCUCUCUCUUUCUCUUCCUUUCUUUCUCACUCGCUCUCCGAAACUGGUGUAGGCAUCGCAUCAAGUACUGAGGGUCGUCGUCGUCGCCGUCGUUCAACGCUGGCUCUUAUUAAGCCUCGCUCUUAAACCGUAGUAGUGUUGAUCCUCAUCUCAUGUUAUCACGAUGAACAUGCUCGCAAGAGCUCUGUUCUAAUACUCAGGGACCAGAAGGAGGCGAGGAGGACUACUCUCUGGAAGAAUUGUAGCGCGGUGGACUUACGCUAACCCUCCAGCCGAUCACUCGGCCCCACCCCCCACCCUCCUCCCUCCAAAAGUGUGCAACGGCAGAUCGCCAAAGGAUCGUCCUUCGAGGAAGAGGUCGACGUUGUAAUUUUUGGGAGGUGCGAAAAGUUCCAUCCUCUCUCUCUGGGGUCGUCGUUGAGCCUUGAAGUUCAGUGACUUCUUGAACGUCCUUCACCUACACCAGCAACACAAAAAACCUCCCCCACCCAAAAUAAAAAAAACAAUAAAAAAAUACCGCGACUGAAACAAGUUGGUGACUUGAAAUCGGAAAUAUUGAAAUAUUUAUCACCUCUUGACUACUGGCCACACCAGCAAUAAGAUGACUUCGCCAGCCUCCUGCCUUUCUCUUCCGACUGCGACCCUAAAGAGUCAACUAACUGCUGUAUAAAUAUAUCACUGCGUAAAGUCACCGGAUUUCAUCGGUGUUAUCAUGGCAAUGCGCUGGAAAGCGUAAAUCAGCCAGGCCGGAUAAAGGCAGCCAGGACAACUGGGUGUGAAUUGGAGUUAAAUGAAAAGUAGAGGACACAGUCGUUCGAAUGUCUCAUCCUACUACACACACCCUAUUUUCUUCUGCUAGCCCAUACUCCUUCGUCAUUGAGGCAAUCAUGCACUUCACCAUGACGUGGCAAAGGUUGUUGGUGGUAGCGUGGGUGCUGAGUGGCGUUUGUGGAGAAGUUAACUCACGUGACCCUCUUGUGGUGCAAACACUCAAAGGAUCCGUGCGAGGAGUUACGCUGAACACUCCAACUGGCCGCCAAGUUGAUGCCUGGUACAGUAUUCCAUAUGCCCAGCCCCCAAUUGGAGAGUUACGGUUUCGUCACCCAAGACCAAUCGAUCGCUGGCAUGGCGUUAAGGACACCAUAACACUUCCAAAAUCUUGUAUCCAACUCCCAGAUACCUUCUUUGGUGAUUUCCCAGGAGCCACCAUGUGGAAUCCCAAUACAGAAAUGAGUGAAGAUUGUCUCUACCUCAACGUAGUCGUUCCAAAACCACGUCCACGUAAUGCUGCCGUCAUGGUUUGGAUCUAUGGAGGAGGGUUUUACUCAGGAACGUCCACUCUUGAUGUCUAUGACUACAAAACUUUGGCAGCUGAACAAAAUGUCAUCAUUGUUGCUCCUCAGUAUCGUGUAGCUUCACUUGGUUUCUUGUACAUGAUGGACUCAGGUGUUCCAGGCAAUGCUGGGUUGUUUGAUCAGUUGAUGGCUUUGCAAUGGGUGCAUGACAACAUCCGCUUUUUCGGUGGAAAUCCCGACAACAUUACUCUCUUUGGUGAAUCAGCUGGAGCUGUAAGUGUCAGCAUGCAUUUGCUGUCGCCCUUAUCGAGAAACCUUUUCAGCCAAGCCAUCAUGCAGUCAGGAUCUGCUACAGCUCCAUGGGCCAUCAUCAGCAAAGAAGAGAGCAUCCUUCGUGGUCUGAGGUUAGCCGAAGCAGUUGGCUGUCCACAUAAUGCCAACAACCUAACCGGAGUGAUCUACUGUCUUCGCCACACCAAUGCCACAACCCUUGUCAGACAUGAACCUUCGAAUGGUAUUUGUGAUUUCCCUUUUGUACCAAUCAUAGAUGGAGCCUUCCUGGAUGAACUACCAAUCAAAUCACUGCGUAAUAACAACUUCAAAAAAACAAAUAUUCUUGUGGGAAGUAAUACUGAAGAGGGCUAUUUCUUUAUCAUGUACUUCCUCCCUUCAAUCUUCCGCCGAGAAGAGGAUAUCUAUGUAACUCGACCAGAAUUUGAAACAUCCGUUGGUAAAUUACACCCUUACUUCAACGAUGUUGUCCGUCAAGCCAUCAUGUUUGAGUACACUAACUGGCUAAACCCUGAUGAUGGUGCUAUGAACCGAGACGCCAUUGACAAAAUGGUUGGAGACUAUCAUUUCACCUGCAAUGCUAAUGAACUGGCUUACUACUAUGCUCUGGCUGGGAACAAUGUUUACUACUACUACUAUCAACAUCGCUCCUCACAACACCUGUGGCCUAAAUGGAUGGGAGUUUUACACGGUGAUGAAAUCGCUUUUGUCUUUGGAAACCCUCUGAACCCAGAGAAGCAGUACACACUCGAGGAACAAGACCUGUCACGCCGCAUGAUGACCUACUGGGCAAACUUUGCUAAGACAGGGAACCCAAGUGAAGGCACCAACAAUGCGUGGACUGAGACAUUCUGGCCGGUGCACACAGCGCUGGGAAGGGAAUACCUGACUCUCUCCAUCAACAGCACUGCCAUCGGAAGAGGACCGCGGCUCAAAAAAUGCGCUUUCUGGAAAAAAUUUGCACCAAAGCUUUUGCAUUUGACAGGGAACGUGCGUAACAAAGGACCAGAGCAAUGCCCAAGCACGGCGGGCGGCAGCGCCAUCGUAAGGGUGUGGGCUACAGGCAUCCGAGGUGGAACCAUGAGCGGCUGGUUGACAAUGUGGCUGCCUCUCCUCACUGCCCUUCUCCUGCUCAUAUACUCUCCUAUCAAGCGACCCUGAGAGGUUCCAUCGCCUACCUCUAUGUCAACACCAACAACAAAGCAGCGAAAACAACAUCAUCAUCAUCAACAACAACAACAACUACAACAACAACAAGAACAAUUAUAACGACGUCCUCGAGACAGCUACAUCGAUAGUCAUUUGAGGAACCCAACAAGUCUGGAAGAGCUGUUUUGGAAGAGAUCGUAGACGAAUAUUUACAAAAUAGCUGUUGAUAUUGGUAGAGGUCAGAGAAAAAAGCUUUCUAACUGAGAGGAGGUUUUCAAGUGGGGAAUAAAGGAGAAAGAUGAGGAGGUAUAAGAAGAAGAAGAAGAAGAAGUUGAAGAAAUCGUGUGGGAGGGAGAUUUUCUGACGAUUGUCAUGAUGAUGAAUGAAAGAACGAACAUUACCUAGUAGUAGUAGUAGUAGGGGCAGGGACGGGAGAGCGACGCCAAAACAAGACCGAGUGUUAGAAGAAGUCGCGCCGCUUGACGCAUAAGCUUAGCUUUGUUGAAGACAAUGAUUCUACCAUGACAAGUGUUGCUGUUUGUUGCCGUUUAGUAUGUUUAAUAAUGAUGAUAAUAAAAGUAACAAUAAUCAUAAUAAUAAUGAUAAUAUGAUAAUAAUAACGAUAAAGUUAAUCAUAAUUAAUAAUAAUAAUAAUAAUAACAAUAAUAAUAAUAAUAAUGAUAAUGAUAAUAUUGAAUGGCUUCCCUCACACACAUACAGGAAGGAGUCCGUUCUUUAGAUAAAUUCAGAGUGCUAUGUUAGAAAGGAUGCUACUAUAUCUCGCCCGCUAUGUGCUAAUACUAAUAAUAAUAAUAGACGCCGCUGACAAGUAGCAGUGUUGAUGACACGAUCCAGAUUAAGCAUAGAUUAGAGCUUAAAACAAGUAAUCUGCAGAUGACAGAAUUUACAGUUAACUUAUCGUUUCUAUUUCUUAUUAUUAACAAGGGAUGAGAGAACCGGAUGUUCGGAUAGUCAUUAGGCCUUCUACUUCGGGGUGGAGGGGGGCGGGGGUGAGGGAAGGAAAGGGGCAGCUUGAUUGAUGGGUCUUUGGGUGGCUAAACAUUCUGUACUUAUUUAGGUCUCAGUUGAAGAAGCAAAACAGCAACAAAGACGACCAUCUUUUCUCCUGUGGCACCGUCACUGACCUCGGGGUAUUGUGUCAGGUCAAAACUGAUGUAUUUAUUCUUUCGCUGAAUGAGAGAGAGAGAAGACAAGCGGAAUAAACGCUCUCUUUGGUCAUAUUUAAUCUUGUAACAUCGUUAAGGAUUCCUUCACCAAAAGGAGCUGGUAUAAGAAGAAUUAAAUAUUGGAAGAAAAAGUACUGGUAAUAUAGCAUUGCUGUAACAAUGUCUGAGACAUGUCUACUUUGAAUGUAUUGUGCACUCAGAGAAUAAGCAGGUUUUUGGGAUUAUGAAAUGUUUAUAUCUUUAGCUGUACAUUACAUAAUUAUGUUUGUGCAUUGACAGUAUUGGUAUGUGUAUAAAUAAGAGUCACACACAUACAUGUUUUACAUAAACAUACAUAUACUAUGUGUAUAUAUGUAUAUAUAUGUACAUUCAAACAUAUUUAUGUAUGUUUUAUGAAUAUGCAUGUACAUUUAGUGUGUGCGUGUGUUAAAAAACCAAAAGUUCUCCCAUUAAAAGAAGCAUUAAAUUAAAAAUGAAGAAACAAGGAUCAUUUAACUUCAGGUAAACUCACGGCCUUUUCCCAUCAUUUUAUAUAUGAAAAACAAGAAUAAGCAUUCUCUCUCUCUCUCUCUCUCUCUCUCUCUCUCUCUCUCUCUCUCUCUCUCUCUCUCUCUCUUCUCUCUCUCCGUUGUAGUUUAAAGUAGCCAUUGUCUCCUUAGGCGUGGUUUUCACAUAAACUUAUUUUGCUUUGACCACUUAAGAGAAUGCUGAUUUGCAGAAAGAGUAUCAGGGUUUGAAGCUUUAGAAAAAGAGGAGAAAAAGUGUAAACUUCAAAUAAGAAAAAAUAACGAGUUGGAAAUGAAAAUCACAAGCAGCCCAGUGCCCUCGGCUGACAAGAAGCAGAAGAAGAAGCUGCGCUUCCUAUAUCCCGCCAGAAUGGCUGCAUUCCUUUUGUUUUGCAUCGCAGUAGAAAACGUACACAACAAGGGGGAACUACAUUAGCCGUUUUGAGGGGAAAUAGACGAGCUUUGCAGCCUCGCAACCAAUCCUUCUCUCCCCCCUCCCCCCCCCCCCUCCUCUCCUCCUCACUAAGAAAGAGGGGGGGAAAAGAAACCAGUUUAAUGACAACAAUUUACUCCCACAAGCCCCCCCCCCCCCUCGACCAAACUAAUCACCAACUAGUUGCCCCCCCCCCUACCCUCCAGCCCAGUGUCCCUCCAGGUUAAUGUCUGGUGUGGCACAAUGUAUCCCCUUCGAGUAAACUCGGUACAGUCACUUGCAAGCGAAGGGAGAAAGCUUUAUAGCCUUGAUUCUUUUCUUUCUGCGAACCAACAGCAGCGACGGAUGAGCGCUCGACCUCACCCGCUCCACUGACGACUUCUCAAGAAACACACUUCCUCCUCUCUCCCUCUCCCAGCCUGCACUUCCUUCCUUCCUUCCUUCCUUUCUUUCAUUGGAGCAGAAGAUGAAAUCUUCACAUCUCUCUAAUCAUCCUCAGUAUCUUCUUCGGUUCUAAUCUCUAACGUUAUGGUGAAGGAUAAUGAACGAUGAGGGCAUUAAUAACAAAAGGCAUUACAGGCUCUCUCUCUCUCUCUCUCUCUCUCUCUCUCUCUCUCUCUCUCUCUCUCUCUCUCUCUGUGGUCGCGUGUGAAACGAUUUUCAACAAAACUUAUUAUGCCCUUGUAAUUGCUUAUUAAGUAAUUAAAGUUUUAAGUGGCUAUUUAUCUCACAUACUCGUAUUUGUAUAUGAAUAUAUUCUCUAUAUAUACAUAUGAAGCUUGUGAGUCUAUACCUAUGUCAGCAUAUACUAAGUGUGCGUGUAAACCUGAAUGAGUCACGUUUGUCCGUGACGAAAACCCAUUGCCAUUCUGAGCAUAAUAUUUCCCUAAGUGAAAAUCUGAAUCUCAUUUAGUAUAUUUUUGUAAGAAUACGAUUAUGAUCGGCAUUAGGAAAUUGUCCAUUCUUUCCAUGAAUUAUUUUGCAUCUAUGUGAACCCAUCAUUCAAAUCCUUCAUCGUUUAUUCUUGAAUCUUCUAAGUUGGAUCUCUUUCCCUUCAUCUCCUCAUCUUCUGCGACAAUUUCCCCUCCUCCGUUUCUUCUUGAUUUCCUUUCCCUUCGUUGCUUAAGGAUAUCAAAAAUAAAAAAUAGAUAAAAACCAAAAAACAAAUCUCGUCAACGGUAGAUCUUGUUCUCAGAAGACACGCAUAGGCACACACCUGCUGUGCACGGCAUUGCUGAACUUCCUCAUUAUUGUAGAUAUAUAUCUAAAGUUUGCCGUUAUAUUAUUAUUUUUUUCAAAACUGAAUGUCUAUUGGUGAUUAAUCAAGGAUAAUACCUCUAAUACUAAUUGUCUGCAAAGAAUUAAAUUAUUGUUGUUAGUAAUAAUA